AGUAUAUACUUUGAUAUCAAUAUCAUCAUUGACCAAGACUCGAGAAGCUUCUUCUUCUUCUUCUCUUCUUCCCUUUUUUUUUUAUUAUUAUUAUUAUUAUUAUUAUUAUUAUUUUUUAAUAAUAUAAAAAUGAUAGUGAUAAUAAGAAUAAAAAAAGACUCAAGAAGUUUACUCAUGGCUUGUUAUGAAUCCUACAAAGUCUCUUCUUCCUUUGAUAGCUACUUUAAGUUUUUUAAACUCGAAAAGAAACUUUUGGAAUAAAUUAGUCACACAGCUACCUCACCUUUGUCUGGUUUCACGCAAAUAAGUUGGAAAUUAUUUAUUAAAGGAUGGUUUUUGUCCUUGCUUUCUGCCAAAGGUCCUAUUAAAUAUUCUACCGCUUGGAAUAUAAACGAUAAUAGAGUUAUAAAAUAUAUAAAACCUGAUGACUACUUUAAAUAUUGGUAAUGAUUAAUUUCAACUUGUAUUUUAAAGAAUAAUUUACACAAAUUAGACGACUUGGGAUUAUAAUCUUCUUAGUCUGUCCCUUCUUAACCAGGAAGAUAGAGAUCGGAGAAAGUGAUUGAGAUCAUUGCUCCCAAUGGAUAGGAUGGUGUUCGAAGCUGCAGCUUCAGGAGAUGAAAGCCUUAUUCAAGCACUAGAGGAAGAGGGGAUUGAUAUUCACCAGGUAACACCCCAGACGAACACUAUUCUUCACAUUGCUGUUAGAUUCAAUCAAAAGGGUGUUUCAAAAGGUGUCCUCCGCUUAAAUCCAUCACUUCUUCACCAAGUAAAUGCUGAUGGAGACAGUCCUUUACAUAUAGCAGCAAAAAUUGGUAACAAAGAUAUGGUUGAGGUGCUCAUUGGCGGUUUGAUGGAUAUUGAAAACCAGCAAGCAGCUGAUCUUUUAAGGACAAGAAACUUGAAGGAGAAAGACACAGCCUUACAUGUUGCAGUUAAAAAUGGUCACUUUGAUGUAGCAAAGCUGCUAAUGGAGAAAGAUGCAGGAUUGUUAGAUUUGGUGAAUGACGCUAAUGAAUCUCCAGUUUUUCUUGCUGUGGAGAGAGGUUUUCUCAACAUUGCACAACACAUUUUACAACAUUUUCCUUCAUCUCCAUGUUGUGGUUCCAAUGACAUGAAUGCUUUGCAUGCUGCUGUGAUUCGAGCCCAUAAAGCUCGCAUGUUUGAAUAUCGGGCACCUGACUUAUCUCUGGAGAAAUUCCGGCGCCUGCUAAGCAGCUAUCUUUUGCAUGCUGGAGAUCAAUGCAUCAAUAUAGGAUAUAGAAAGGGUUACCAGCCAACACAAAUGGAUAUUAUGCACUUACUGCUUGAAAAAGGAGGUCAUGGGCUUGCAGGAAAAAAGGAUGUAUUAGGAUGGACUCCUCUUCACUGUGCAGCACAUUUAGGUCACCUUGAAGCAACUCAACUUUUGCUUCAGAAUUCUUCUACUCGUAUCGCAUACCUUCAAGACAAUGAAGGCAUGUCUGCUUUGCAUAUUGCUGCUAAACAAGGCCGUGUCAAUGUAAUGGAAAAAAUUAUUAAUCACAAACCUGAUGCUUGUGACUUGGUUGACAACAGAGGAUGGAAUCCUCUUCAUGUUGCAAUUGAAAAUACAAAGCUUAAUGCUGUAAGGUUUAUUCUAAAGAAGCCAAGGCUUGAGAGCCUCAUCAAUGCAGUGGAUAAUGAAGGUAAUACUCCUCUGCAUCUAGCUGCUGGAAGGAACAAGUACAGCAUCAUAACCAUCCUUGUGAAUGAUAUUAGAGUUCAUAAGAAGACUCAAAAUCACAACUUCCAAAAGCCGAUUGACUUGAUUCGGACUAAUCCUAAUAUUGGAGAACUUUUCAAGGCAAGUGGUCUGAACCAUGACGCUUGACUGAAUCUUUUAGAAUUUAGUUAUGAAAUGGUGGUUUCUACUUGAUGCAUUUGUCUUAAAAUAUAUCCUAGGUAAAGUUCGCUCUGUUUUGCUAUGAAUGUCACUCUAUUUUGCUAUGGAAGAUUUUUUGUGAUGGCUGAUGCCCAUUUAGCCACUUUUUGGCCAUGAAUAAUUUUGGGUCUACAUAAUUUUUGCUACACUAGUAACGCUAGGAAAAUCUGUUUUUGACUAAAACCAAUCCUUUAUGUUGCCAGUUCUUUUAUCUUUGAACCGAUUUAAUUUGCCUCUCCUUUAAACUUUUUUCAGUCUGUGAUUGCAAUGAAGUUGGAGAAACAGGAUGGGCGAGCAAGUCUGCAUUCAAUUGUCCAUAAAGGAGAAUACGAGAAGCACAUAAAAAAGGAUAUAAUCAUAAACAGAGUAGGAUCUAAUAGAUAUAAAGAUCAUGAUCAUACAAGUAAGGAAGUUGGUUAUGAUCAGGACAAAGACAUGAAAGCUCAUAGACUGAAGAACAUAUCCAACAUUCAUCUACUGGUGGCAAGUCUUAUUGCAACAGUGACUUUUACAGUCGGCUUUACAGUGCCUGGAGGGUAUGAACAAAACGAAUCACCCAGAAAAGGCUUGGCAUUGCUAUCUAACAAGACAUCUUUUCAAUUGUUUGUGAUAGCAGAUUCAAUAGCCUUCUACUUCUCCUCUGCCUCAGUUUUCUUACAAUUUUGUGGUGCCUUGGAACAUAAUUAUCAUCUGCUCUUACGUUUUACAAGAGUCGCUGCAACUCUCACUUAUAUUUCUAGUCUUGGGAUGGUUGUGGCUUUUACUUCAGCCAUGCAUGCUGUAAUGCCUAGUUCCUCAAUGCUAGCAUAUUAUACUUUUGUAUCGGGUAUCUGUUGUGUAUUUGCUUAUAUCUUUGGGUUUUUAUAGAUUUGUUACCACCACAUCUAUUUUAUACAAUAAAUGUCUACAAAUAUAUGUAAUGAAUUGUAAUACAUAUUGUGUAACAAUAAAUAAUCUCCAUUGCCACUUUGGUAUUAGUUUUGUGUAUGACAGAUGUAACUAAUCCUUCCCAAAGCUGCCGUCAUAACGAAAUGCACAAUCUAGUCCUCAAUCAUCCUGAAAUAGGCCCGAGUAUGCUUUCUUAAUCCUCUAGUUGUCUUGUUGUAGAAGACCUUGUUGCGAACCUUUACAGACAUAAGCUGAUCCCUGUGUCCUUUUCUUUUUUUUAAUGUGUUUUCCCAUCUCAUGAGAGUCUGUAUGUUUCUUAUAUAGUGUAUAAAUGAUGUUAUUGAAUUCAUGACCAAUGUGAGGAUUUGCUUAUUUCUUGUUUGGCUGCUGCAUAAAAUGUGAGCUCCUCAGGAAUAUAUGUUGGUGAUGAAAAGGUGAUCAAGCAGCAGGCUCAAAUCAUAGUAUGUGUACAAUAUGUGGUGAUCAUCAAUCAAGGCCAGCACUUGAUGCGGGUGGUGUUGUCUCAACCCCUCUCGAGGAUUUUGUUUCUGGUGGAAACUCUAUCUCUCUGACUAUGGUGUUAAUCCAGCUCUUUUCCUCACCAAACAUUGGGAAGGUGGAAAUAUCUAUCCCUUUAUUAUGGUGUUAAUCUAGCUCACUUACUUUGGGAGGAUAGCUGUACUCUCGCAUCUUCCGAUCCACCUCAAGUUGUUGAAGAGCGUGUGUCUUUCCUUCUCAAGGAUGGUUCUACUGACUAUUACCGUCAUAUGAACAACGAUAAAAACUUUGCAAUAUAUUGCAAAACAGGGUUGCUAGUGAUAGAUAGAAUUGAUUUCAGAUGAAGUUGGCAGACCAUCAUUUUUCUUGGCUAUCACUGCUGCAGCUGUCUUUGAUCACCAACAGCAACUCAUGCUUGCUGCUACUUUUUUUGGUCUUUCUGGGUAGAUAUAUUGGCGUAUACUGUAUGUGUAGAUUUGCUCCUGAAGUUGGAGUUCGUCCUAAUGUUAUUAAAGUUGACUGAGCACAAAUAUUGCCUCAAGUUGAUGAGAUAUUGUCUUCAGAUACUCAUUGGGACUCCCACAGACUCUUUAAUCCUUAGUUGACACGUUUUUACUAGGGGCAAUUGUUGUAUUCGCUUUAUGUUUUCUGUCAACUUAGUGGUUUGACCCUCUUCAAGUGUGGUCUGACACUCUUAAAGUGGUCUGGAGUCUGCCAUGCAUCACGUUUUUCUACUGGGCACUAUUACUGAUGCAUCCAGCUGCUGCUUUCGACCAAGAUACGGAAUGAACAACUGAAGCCUGAGGAUCAUAUCUAUACGUAUGCCCAUCAUGAGAUAUACGUGGGCUAGAGAAAGGUGAUCCUCCUUAUUUGAAGAGCAGCUUUUAUUAGUGGUGGUGGCUAACCAACGCACUAUCAUCUGGAAUCUUGCUGCAUAGAUUGUUGUUAGAUAUUAAAAAUGCAAAGAUAACAAGAAGAAGAUAAUUUUGAGGCUUUUGGUCAUGUAUAUAUUUAUUGAUUAACAAAGCAUCUAUUUAUACAACAUAGUGGAAACUAAAUUGCAGAAAAAUUUGCUACAUUUAAGGCAUAUCUGUUAAGCACUAAAAAAUAGCAUGAAGACAAGGUCACAGUCAGUUUGACUAUUUUAUUGCCUAAAGAAUAGCACAAAUUAAACUGAUUCCUGCAUUCUGUUGGCAGUUUCAGAGUCAUGCCAGUCAACACUCCUCCUUGGCUCUGGAGCUGCAUACUCCAAGCUUUUGCCUCAACUAGUCAUAUCUAAUCUUGGGAAGUGCCUUUGUUAAGAUAUCAGCACUUUGAUUUUCUGUUUUACAGUAGACUAGUUGCACUUCUUCCUUUUGUACCUCCCCUAGAAGAUAAAAUUGUAGCUUGCAGUAUUUUGUUUUGCCAUGAAAUACUGGAUUAGUAGCAAUUGAAAUUGCAACUUGGUUGCCCACGAAUAUCUGUGUGCUUUCUUCUUGUUCCAUAUAAAAAUCUAUCAUGAGUUUUCUGAUCCAAAGGGCUUGAUUUGCAGCAGAAGUAGCAGCUACAUAUUCUGCUUCUGCCGUAGAUCACUACAAGAAAAUGGUCUUUUACCGACGAAUUUUUUACCGACAAAAAACAAUAUUGUCGCAAAAGAGACAUUUUCCGACAAAAAUAAUAUUCCUCGAUAAAAAUGAAACUUUUGGCGACGAAAAAUAAAAAUCGCCGGCAAAUGUUAUACUUUUAGCGACGAAAAAAGACUUAUGUCGCUAUUGUAUUAACUUUUACCGACGAUUACUUAAUAUUGUCGGAACAAAAUUACUAUUUACCAGCGAAAUCAAAAUUCGUCGGUAAAAGUUAUAAUAUCUCGGUAAAAAGAUAACAUUCACCGACCAAAUUGAAAUUCCUUGGCAAAAGUAAUAUCUUUUAGCUACAAGUAUAAAUAUUCUCGGUAAAGAGUGCAUAUAUCUGUGUUAUAUUAUAUGUAUUUCAUAUUUUUGUAACACUAGUAAAUAUUUAUUGAUGAAAUUUGUAUUUUAUUUUCUUUAAAAAAAAAAAAGAAAUUUGUAUUUUAUUUACAUGGUAAAAGAUAUUGCUUUUUUAUUCCUUUUGGAUGUAUUUAUAAAAACCUGAUAUAUAUUUUUAAUUGUAUGGGACUUUUGCCGACGAAAUAUAUCCCCUCGGAAAAAGCCGACCUACUGAUAAAAUUUGACGGUAAAUACUUGGAAUUUUGCAGAGAAUUUUAACAAAUUCAUCGGCAAUAGAAAAAAAAUUUUCGUGCCUCCCCAGCCCGCCACACGGUCCCGCCAGUCCUAAAAUGAAAAAAAAAAAAUACAAUUUUUGAGUCUAUCUAAUCGAUUAUUUUUCUCUCCAUAUCCUUUUUUUUUUUUUUUUUUUUUUUUUUUUUUUUUUUUUUUAGUUUUUUCACUUCUGUCAAAAUCCUUUUCCACCGCAAACCCAUUUUUUUCCCUUCAAAAUCUGGGUUGAAGCAAAUCAGCUGCUCUCUGCAUCUCCAAAGGUGCUGGUCGCCAAUCUGCUGGACAUUUGUGCCGUUCUGGUUGUUGCCAAGCUGGUCGCCGAUCUGGUUGUUGCCGUUCUGGUCACCGAUCUGGUUGUUGUCGUUCUGCAGAUUGGUGUUGUUCUGUUUGGUGUUGUUCUGUUUUUUUCCUUUUUUUUUUUUUUUUCAUUUGUUUCUUACUCACCAUAUUAUUGAUUUCUGUAUGAGAUUGAUUUUGUUUUAUCGGAUUAGAUUCUUUUUGGAAAUUUUGGGCAGCAUCUUGAUUCGUAGGACAACAAACCUGACUUUCCAUGGGAGUUCUCCGAAGCCAAUAAAGAGAAGGUAGGUAAGAAGGGGAGUGAAAAGUGGAUCGCUCUUUAUAAGUCUUGUUUAAUUAAAGUUUGCUAGUGUAAGUAGUUUUGUUAACAUUGCAUAUUUGAACUAUGUUUUUGUUAAGCGGUUUCUGUUAUGAAGAAGAAAAAGGAUUCAAGCAACAAAGUUAUGGUUGCUGUGUUAGCAAUCUAUAUCUGUUUUUGUUUGAUUAGAAGGAUCUAGCUAAUGUAGAAAAGUAAAAGAAUGUUAAUUUGAUUAGAAAUGCUAUUUGUUAUGCUUUACUGCAUAUUUGGGCUUGUUAUGUCAGAUCAUUUGUUUAAAACUUGAUAAAAAAAUGUGUGAUAAAGAUAUAUUUGGGAGACCCUGAAAAUGCUGGAUGCUCCGUUGUUUGGAGGUGUGCUUGCUGCAGAAGGUAGGACACUCACUUUCAUGGUUUGAUGCUCCUGAUCCUUUCAAAAUUAAAGGAUUUUAUUCAAUUUAUGCCAUCUUGGUAGUACUCAACUUAUGGUAAAAAAAAUAAAAUAAAAUAAAAAAACUGCAAUAUGUAUGCAGGUUGGUGGCUCUGAGGAAGCUUAUUUGGCUGCAAACCACUAUUACUUUCUAUGGGCAAGAGCACAGUAUAUUGUGGUGGAGCAGGAAAUGGUUCGGUUCUCAACCAUGGAAAGGCUAAAGAUCGGAACCUUGUUGCUGGUGCGGCCAAAGAGGUUGGUCUUAAAUGUCUUGUGACAUUCCAAACACAAACGAUGUAAAUUCCUUUACUUACUUGACUCAAAAUUCUGAGACUACUAUUUUCAUAAUUAGUAAAUUUUGAAUAAAUAUGUAAUUUAAUUUCUCACAGAACAGUGUAAUGUAGUUAUUCUAGGAGAAAUCACUACUAGAAUCGCGUUGAUAAAUGAUGCAAUAAAUGCGUCACACAAAAUAAAUAACGACGUAUCGCACGGUGUCGCUUAACAUCC
Molecule: messenger RNA, 7054 nt
Organism: Ziziphus jujuba (common jujube)
Lineage: Eukaryota; Viridiplantae; Streptophyta; Magnoliopsida; Rosales; Rhamnaceae
Exons: 9
Coding region: 581-1852 (423 amino acids)
Molecular function (GO): protein binding
Source: RefSeq, a predicted model, not a curated record